Messenger RNA from Physeter macrocephalus (sperm whale), 4058 nucleotides. It is a transcript of the gene FILIP1L, whose product is annotated as filamin A interacting protein 1 like. The record is from RefSeq and is a predicted model, not a curated record. The transcript has 7 exons. Bases 560 to 4021 code for a protein of 1153 amino acids. NCBI's taxonomy places the organism in Eukaryota, Metazoa, Chordata, Mammalia, Artiodactyla, Physeteridae.
GGGAGACUGGCAAGCUGUGGGGUGAGGGAUUCUGCAAGGUCGCCUGUCUUCAGAGUAUGAAGGACACUGCCCGGAGAGGGAGGAGGGUUAUAUUUAGUGUUUGGGCCCAGUCAGUGUUGGGCUCCCCACUGCCUCUCCUCUGUGGAACUGUCAGUGGCCCCUGGUUGCAAGUUCUCCGUGGCUUUGAAGCCCACAAAACAAAAACUGAGAGAGUGUCCAAAAAAAAAAAGAAGAAAACGUUGUUGGUCCCUGGUUGCCACUAUUGGAUUUUGGUGGGGAUGAGAAGAGAGGACCACUGGGUGUGAUCAAGCAAAGGCACCUGCACAGUAAGUGGACACUAGGAAGCUACUCUACCCUCUCGUACGGGAAUGAUGCUGCAGGGAGAGGGCUGCUCUCAGCAGUUGGAGAGUUAUUGGGUGCCCUAGACCUUACCUCAGACCUUUCAAUGAUUCCACAGCCCUUAAAGAACGCGUUCCAGAAGCAGUGACACGGAGGGCUCAGCCCAAAAGCAAUUUCCAAGACAUAUAGUGAAGACUACAGUUUCCAAGGUCCUGAGGACAUGAAGCAGAGACAGCAAGACAAAGACCCCACCAGUGAGUCGGAUGCAAUCCUUCCAUAUCCUAAGUCACACAGUGGUAAUGGCCACCAAGGAGAAGACCUCUCAAGAGACGACCUAUUAUUUCUUCUCAGCAUUCUGGAGGGAGAACUGCAGGCUCGAGAUGAAGUCAUAGGCAUUUUAAAGGCUGACAAAAUGGACUUGGCUUUGCUGGAAGCUCAGUAUGGGUUUGUCACUCCAAAAAAGGUGCUAGAAGCUCUCCAGCGAGAUGCUUUUCAAGCAAAAUCUGCCCCUUGGCAGGAGGACAUCUAUGAGAAACCAAUGAAUGAGUUGGACAAAGUCGUGGAAAAACAUAAAGAAUCUCACAGACGAAUCCUGGAACAGCUUUUAACGGUAGAAAAAUCUCACAGGCAAACCAUAUUAGAGUUGGAGGAAGAAAAGAGAAAACAUAAAGAAUACAUGGAGAAGAGUGAUGAAUUCAUAAGCUUGCUAGAACAGGAACGUGAAAGAUUAAAAAGGUUAAUUGACCAAGAAACGGAGUCCCAGAAGAAGAAGGAGCAAGAAAAAGAGAAGAGGGUCACUGCCCUGAAAGAGGAGCUGACCAAACUGAAGUCUUUUGCUUUGAUGGUUGUGGACGAACAACAAAGGCUGACGGCACAGCUUGCCCUUCAAAGACAGAAAAUCCAAGACCUAACCACGAGUGCAAAGGAAACACAUGCUAAACUAGCCCUUGCUGAAGCCAGAGUUCAGGAAGAAGAGCAGAAGGCAACCAGACUAGAGAACGAUCUGCAAACGCAGACCACAAAGUUUCACCAGAACCAAGAAACAAUUAUGGCGAAGCUCACCAAUGAGGACAGCCAAAAUCGCCAGCUUCGACAAAAGCUGGCAGCACUCAGCCGACAAAUUGAUGAGUUAGAAGAGACAAACAGGUCUUUACGAAAAGCAGAAGAGGAGCUGCAAGAUAUAAAAGAAAAAAUUAACAAGGGAGAAUAUGGAAACUCCAGUAUCAUGGCUGAGGUGGAGGAGCUCAGGAAACGCGUGCUAGAAAUGGAAGGGAAGGAUGAAGAGCUCAUAAAAAUGGAGGAGCAGUGCAGAGAUCUCAAUAAGAGGCUGGAAAAGGAAACAUCACAGAGUAAAGACUUUAAACUCGAGGUUGAAAAACUCAAUAAAAGAAUUAUGGCUCUGGAAAAAUUAGAAGAUGCUUUCAACAAAAGCAAACAAGAAUGUUACUCUCUGAAAUGUAAUUUAGAAAAAGAAAGGAUGACCACAAAGCAGUUAUCUCAGGAACUGGAGAGUUUAAAGAUAAGGAUCAAAGAGCUAGAAGCCAUUGAAAGUCGGCUGGAGAAGACAGAAUUCACCCUAAAAGAGGAUUUAACUAAACUGAAAACAUUAACUGUGAUGCUGGUAGAUGAACGGAAAACAAUGAGUGAAAAAUUAAAGCAAACUGAAGAUAAGUUACAAGCUGCUGCUUCUCAGCUUCAAGUGGAGCAAAAUAAAGUGACAACGGUUACUGAGAAGUUAAUUGAAGAAACGAAAAGGGCACUGAAGUCCAAAACUGAUGUGGAAGAAAAAAUGUACAGUGUAACGAAAGAGAGAGAUGAUCUAAAAAACAAACUGAAAGCGGAAGAAGAGAAAGGAAAUGAUCUCCUGUCCAAAGUUAACAUGUUGAAAAACAGGCUUCAAUCAUUGGAAGCAAUUGAGAAAGAUUUCCUAAAAAACAAAUUAAAUCAAGAUUCUGGUAAGUCCACAAUAGCAUUACACCAAGAGAACAAUAAGAUUAAAGAGCUCUCUCAAGAAGUGGAAAGACUGAAACUGAAGUUAAAGGAUAUGAAAGCCAUUGAGGAUGACCUCAUGAAAACUGAAGAUGAGUAUGAGACUCUAGAACGAAGGUAUGCUAAUGAACGAGACAAAGCUCAAUUUUUAUCUGAAGAGCUGGAACAUGUUAAAAUGGAACUUGCCAAAUACAAGUUAGCAGAAAAGACAGAGUCCAGCCAUGAACAAUGGCUUUUCAAAAGGCUUCAGGAAGAAGAAGCUAAAUCAGGUCACCUCUCAAGAGAAGUGGAUGCACUGAAAGAGAAAAUUCAUGAAUACAUGGCAACUGAGGACCUGAUAUGUCACCUCCAGGGAGAUCAUUCAGUUCUGCAAAAGAAACUCAGUCAACAAGAAAACAGGAACAGAGAUUUAGGAAGAGAGAUUGAAAACCUCACUAAAGAGUUAGAGCGGUACCGUCAUUUCAGUAAGAGCCUCCGGCCCAGUCUCAAUGGAAGAAGAAUCUCUGACCCUCAAGUAUUUUCUAAAGAAGUUCAAACAGAAACAGUAGACAAUGAGCCACCUGAUUACAAGAGUCUCAUUCCUCUGGAACGAGCAGUCAUCAACGGUCAGUUAUAUGAGGAGAGUGAGGACCAGAAUGAGGACCCUAAUGAUGAGGAGUCCGUACUGUCCUUCAAAUGCAACCCAUCUACUCCCUGUCCUGUUAACAGGAAGCUAUGGAUUCCUUGGAUGAAGUCCAAGGAGGGCCAUCCUCAGAAUGGAAAAAUACAAACUAAACCCAAUGGCAACAUCGUGCAACCUGGAGAUCUAGUCCUAAGCCACACACCUGGGCAGCCGCUUCAUAUAAAGGUUACUCCAGACCAUGUCCAAAACACAGCCACUCUUGAAAUCACAAGUCCGACCACAGAGAGUCCUCACUCUUACACAAGCACUGCAGUGAUACCAAACUGUGGCACUCCAAAGCAAAGGAUAACCAUCCUCCAAAAUGCCUCCAUAACUCCAGUGAAAUCAAAAACCUCUGCUGAAGGCCUUAUGAAUUUAGAGCAAGGCAUGUCCCCAAUUACCAUGGCAACCUUUGCCAGGGCACAGACCCCAGAGUCUUGUGGUUCCAUAACUCCAGAAAGGACAAUGUCACCUAUUCAGGUUUUGGCUGUUACUGGUUCAGCUAGCUCCCCUGAGCAGGGACGCUCUCCAGAGCCGAUAGAAAUCAGUGCCAAGCACGCGAUUUUCAGAGUCUCCCCUGAUCGGCAGUCAUCAUGGCAGUUUCAGCGUUCAAACAGUAACAGUUCAAGUGUGAUAACUACUGAGGAUAAUAAAAUCCACAUUCACUUAGGAAGUCCUUACAUGCAAGCCGUAGCUAGCCCCGUGAGACCUGCCAGCCCUUCAGCACCGCUGCAGGAUAACCGAACUCAAAGCUUAACUAAUGGGGCACUAAACAAAACAACCAAUAAAGUCACCAGCAGUAUUACUAUCACACCAACAGCCACACCUCUUCCUCGACAAUCACAAAUUACAAUCAAGGAGGUAUGCAAGCAGAGAAUCCCAACACGGAUCCCUAAACCAAAAUCUACAGGCAUUGCUAAGCUUUCCCCUAAAGCUCUCCCAGGGCCUAUGGAUAAGACUGGCUGUGGGAAGCUACACAUCAUAAGGACUGUCACCUCUAAUACUUUCCUCCACAUGGGAGGGAAAAGGUAAGUCAUGCAAAUGUACUGCCUGGAUAUUCACCUACAGA